UGUUGUUGACACUGAAAACAGGCUAUGAAAAGGGGCAAUUUAGUUAGGCUAGAUUUUCUUUAAUAUCUAUUAAUGUGAGUGUGGCGAGGGUAUUUUCAUUUCUAUUAGCGCGAACAAGGUUCAGAUUUGUUAUGGUCUAUUUUCGACAGAUACACUGACUAUUUGUUAGGCACAGUUCUGCUUUGAUAGCCUGCCCUUAGUGCUGUAACUCUGGGAAAGCGUGUUGACCAUUGUUAUAUCUGACCCAUAUACUGAAAUACGGAGCAGUUGUCCGAGAUUCUCUAAACAGCAGGGCUACAGACAGUCGAAAACCAGACCUUUUAUUUACAUCAAUAGUGAUUUAGAAGGUUCGGCUGUAAGCUGCAUUCACUGAAGUCUCUGGAAUCAGAGUUUAGCCAGCUGUGUACAUAGUAGGAUGUAUGUGCCUGCCCAGCCACUGUAGCCCUGGAUUGCUAAGCUGUCUCCAGUAUUAGUAGAGCGCCUCCUCCUCUCUGUCAGCAUCUGUAGCAGGGAAUACAGCCACUGUGUUACUGUAACACAGAUAAUCUGCAUCCUUAGUACAGCUGAUUUGAUCUGACAAAACUGGUGUGUGUUAACAGUGAUUAUCACUCAACACAGUCCUCCAAUCAGGCUGGCCUACAACAGUAGAAGAUUUUUAUCCAGGUUUUUUCAUCAGUUGGCAUUGACAGUACAGUGCCCUAACUGAUAUAUUGUACCCUACAUCGUGGUGACUGAGAGUUAGCGCUCUCUUCAAUUGGUGUCUCCUCAAUUCACACAGAUUUGGAGAAAAAAAAAUCUUGGAGAAAAAAAAUUAUGGCAGAACAAGGGACUACAUACACAGAACCUAUGGUGGAUCAGGUGGACCAUAACGACCCUGCUUCUAAAAACAAAUUUAAGGCAAACUUCAACAGAUUGAGAAAGAGCAAUGUUGGAAAACGCUUUAAAAAGGCAGGAUCAUGGGGGAAAGACAACCUGCUGCUCAUUCUCACGAUAGCUGGGGUAGUGAUGGGACUCAUCCUCGGCUUCGCCCUCAGAGUCGUAGAACCAUCAGACCAAGCCAAGAUGUUGAUUGCAUUCCCUGGAGACAUCCUGAUGCGGAUGCUGAAAAUGUUGAUUCUUCCUCUCAUUGUGUCGUGCAUGAUAACAGGAUUGGCGUCCAUUGAUGCCAAGUCGAGCGGUCGUAUGGGUCUCCGUGCCAUUGUUUACUACUUUGGGACAACGUUCACUGCCAUCAUCUUGGGUAUCAUCCUGGUUGUGUCCAUCCACCCCGGCGACAAGAACCUCAUGCCCCCAGAUGAGGGGGGACCAUCCAAGGGUGACGAUAGGGUCAGCUCCCUCGACGCAUUCCUCGACCUCAUCAGAAAUGUUUUCCCGACAAAUUUGAUACAAGCCGGCUUUGCUCACACACGUACAAAAUAUGUUGAUGUAGAAAAAAACGCCACCCAGUCAUUACUGGUACGGACUGCAGACCUUGUCCAACUCAACAUUUCAAAGGAAAAUGUCAACAAAACCCUGGCCAUGUCACUCAAUGCAGCUGUUGUUAAUAUAACCAAUAAAAAUCUCUCCGAAUAUUCAGAAGUCAAAGUGAAAAUUGCCAGAAUUGUUGUAGAGAGACAGCUACCGUUCAAUGAUGGCAUUAACGUUCUAGGAAUCAUUACAUUCUGUACAGCGUUUGGUAUGAUGCUGAGUAAGAUGGGAAAGCGUGCCAAUCUAAUGGUGGAUUUCUUCCUCAUCCUAAACGACAUUAUCAUGCAGAUGGUUGUACUUGUCAUGUGGUAUUCCCCUAUCGGUAUUAUGUUCCUCAUCACUGGUAAAAUCCUCUAUAUUGAUGACCCUGGGGCAGUAGGGGCCAGACUCGGCAUGUACAUGGUGACUGUACUGACCGGUCUAUUUAUCCACGCGGUCAUCACACUCCCUCUCCUGUACUUCGCUGUGACAAGAAAGAACCCGCUGCACCUCUUCAAGGCCGUCCUACAGGCAUGGGUCACCGCCCUCGGAACAGCGUCCAGCUCUGCGACCCUGCCCGUCACCUUCCGGUGUCUAGAGGAGAAUAUGGGUAUCGACAAGCGUGUCACCCGCUUCGUGUUGCCCAUUGGCGCCACAAUCAAUAUGGACGGCACGGCCUUGUACGAAGCUGUGGCCCCAAUAUUCAUCGCCCAAAUGAAUGGAAUUGAACUGGGAAUAGGUCAAAUUAUCACUAUAAGUCUGACAGCCACUUGCGCCAGUAUAGGUGCGGCUAGCAUACCGAGCGCUGGUCUAGUGACCAUGCUUAUGGUACUAACAUCAGUUGGUCUACCCACAGACGACAUUUCUCUCAUCCUCGCAGUAGACUGGUUCCUGGAUAGAAUCAGAACCUCUAUCAAUGUGCUUGGUGACAGCUACGGUGCGGCCAUUGUCGCUCACCUCUCACAUAAAGAGCUGGCAGAACUUGAUGAACAGGAAGCCGCAUUAGCCGUGGAGGGAGGAGAGGUUGAAUUGCAGGAUUUGGAGGAUGAUAAUACGAUACAUCCCCCACCUAAUGGACCGGCCUCGGACAAGUCCAUGUACCCAGAAGUCAGUUAAUCACGAGGCAGCUAGGAUAUAUGGAAAUAUUGCAUUCAUGUUGUUGUCCCUCUGUGUAAAAUGGUUUGGCCUGUUCUCCCUCAGUGUAAAAUGGUUUGGCCUGACUAUAAGUCGAGAAUUCUAGAUAAAAAGUCUGUUGGUGUUUUUAAGUCUUCAGAGAUAAAAUGAUGUUUGAUACCAAAUGACAGGUUGAAGGCCAAUUAAGUGAAAACAGAAAGUGUUUAUCCUGUAAUAAGUCCAUGUCUGUUAAUUAGCCCAGUCUGGUUUUUAGAGCAGGCCAGUAAAAAUGCCAGCAAAUUUUACUGUCCUGAAUUUCACCCCAUCCUUUCUUUGCACUGGAGAUUAUCUGUUUGUCCCCUGGGCUUAUCGCAGGACAAAUGUGAUAUAUGAAACAAAAAUAAUUUAAUCUGGACUGACAGAUGUUGUGAGAGAAUUACCUGCUGUCUAAAUAUUUCUGUACAAAUCGGUGACACCCUCAGCCUCUGCCCCAGAGAUAAUUGCAAAUCUGGGUGUCUGGAACACUUGCUAACCACAAUUAGUUUCAAGAGUUUUCCCUGACACAGUUCAAUGUUUUAUCUGCUUAUCUCCCCUUGGAUGCAGGUUACAUGAUACUUUAUGUCCUUGGAGUAUUUCAAAGUCAUCUUUACUGGGGAGAUUAAAAGUCAUGUUUAAAGUCUCAAGGAGAAGUUGCUUUUUCUCUCCUGGUGUAUCCUGAAAGCAGUUAAAGCAAAAGCCAUGUUUAGUUGAAUCAGUUCCCAGAUACAACUACUGUAGAAAUUGUCUGCUAAACUUCCAUCCGUAGCAGUAAGAUAAUAAUAGUAUUAUUUGCAAUUCCUUCGUUCACAUCAUUCCAUAGAAUCUUGGAUCUUUAGUCAGGCCAAACAUUGUGAGAGAAGAUCACUGCAAAAAGGGAAGGUCUUUUAAGAGAGAGAGAGAACAAAAAAUGUUUCUGUACCGAGCAAUUCAAAAGAGACAUUUUAGGAUUGCAAAUUAAAAAAUAAGAUGCAUUUCAAGUUUCCUGAUGUAAUACACUAGAAAAGUCUAGCAGAACUGACGUGCAGUGUGUAUCUUUUCUGAAAAUGUGUAUUUUUUGUGCGAGGCAAAACAACAUCUUAUACAAUAUCUUCUACAAUUGUAUGUUUGUACUGAAGAAACAAAUUAACAGGCAUUAAAGAAAUCUAUUUAUAGGUAAACUUUAGGUAUACCCAUAAAUAGUUGUCUUCUCAUUAGGAAACAAUUCUUGGUACAUUGUACAUUAAUUCUCACUUUGAACAUUUUUAGUGGAAUCUGUACAGAAAAUCAACAAUGAUGUUUUUGUUGUUCAUGACAAAAGACUCACAUGUUUGUUGUUGUUUAUCUAGAGAACUUAUACAACUGUGUUGCAAUAUGAUUAAACUCAUUGUUGAGUGGACAUAUUUUUAAUUGAUCAGAAAACAUAUGGAUUGUGUGUAAAUACUUCAUAUUUCAUUAUGUUUUGUUUUUUAAAAUCAAUCCAACAUCUGCUUACAAUAUAUUCUGUAAUAUUCUGGCCAAAACUUUUAUUUUUAUUUUUUUUAUUAUAUUUUUUUUUUUUUUGAUCAAAGAAUGCAUAAUAGUAUAAGUAGGUACAUUGCACCUGUUUAAGAUCAAGUUUUGUUGUCACAGGCAACAGAAGAUUAUCUGCCCUUGUCAAGGGAAGUAGAACACAGGUUCUGACAUUGGCUAUUGUCUGAUAUUUGCCCUUCCUCACAAAAUACAUACCAGGGUAUAUGACAGAUGAUAAGUUAUCUCCCCUUUUUAUGGUCAUAGACCAAACGGAUGGAAAAAAAUCCGGAAAAAAGCUAGUUUCCAUUUUCUAUGGUAUUAUAUUAAAAUCUUGGUGUAUGAAAAAGGCAAUACAAGGUUAUCUCCCCUGUCUGGUGUCUAGGAACACAUGAUUUAGGACUCAAUAUAUCUUCCCUGUAAAGACUACUCAAGUGAAAGAGGGUUAUCUCCCCUUUCUCAUGGGAAAGAGGCUUAUCUCCCCUUCUCAUGGGAAAGAGGGUUAUCUCCCCUUUCUCACAGGAGAGAGGGUUAUCUCCCCUUUCUCAUGGGAAAGAGUGUUAUCCCCCCUUUUUCAUGGGAAAGAGGGUUAUCUCCCCUUUCUCACGGGAGAGAGGGUUAUCUCCUCUUUCUCAAGGGACAUAGGGUUAGCUCUCCUUUCUCACGGGAGAGAGGGUUAUCUCCCCUUUUUGGUGUCUUGACCAUUAUCCAUUUCAGAGUCUUGGAAAGGUUGCCUCCCCUGGAUUUUGUUGAUGGAAUUAUUACUUAUAGCAAUAGCAGUUAACGGCCUUUGAUAAGCGCAUAUAUUCGCUUCUUGGCCUCCUGUUUAAGGUCAAUGAAAUUAAUUCUUGGAAUAGCAAGAAUCUCCUUUUGUUCCAAAUGUUCAAUUUUGAGCAAUCCUAUCAUGAAAGUUUUUAAUACCAAACAUGUCUAAUCUCACAUAUAUUUGUUUUUAAUUUUGAUAAUUUAAUUUGAAAAAAAAGAGAGUAUUUUUUAUUUUGAGAGAACAAAAGAAGGAUGUAUUUUACAUAUUUUGUAAAAGUAGACUUAGGUAAUGAAGCAAUCUUUUGAUUUUAAUAAAUCCUUUUUAUUCCAUAACUAUUAUGUAUAUAGUAAAAUAUGUAUACAUACCAUUUCUCUUGGUUGUGGCUAUUGUGAUGGACAUUUGUUGUAACCAUACAUAUAUAUAUAUAUAUAUAUAUAAUCUUAUGAAGUGUAUGAUAAUCAUAGACAACAUAGUACAUUUAACAUAGAUUCAGUUGUUUCAAGAAAUUUUUCAUAUUUACAUAGAUACUGUAAAUCAGUAAAUAUUUGUGUGUGAUUAAUUUUCACUGUGUUCUUGUGUUGGGACAGUCGCAAAAAUAAAUCGCUACAAAUUGUGUUUACUGUGUAGGUAUUUAAGUAAAUAUUGAUAACUCAUUUCUUAGAAAAUAUCUCACAUUGAAUUAUUCAAUGACAGAAAAAUUGUGAAAAUUGAUUGCCAUGAUAAUGAUAAGGUAUAAAGUAUUGUAUACACUUGUUUGUAAAAGUUUCUUACAGACUCAUUUACAGCUUUGAUUCCACUGACAAUUAAAAUGAAACAAUUGCUUGUUGAUAACAAAAACUUUUACUUAUUAGCUUAGGUAUUUUGUAGGUAUAUCCUAACUUUUUUUAGUCCGAAUUUCCUCUUUUCCGCUACCUACUGACGGAAAACAUUACUGCUUGUCAGAGACCAAAAGCAAAAAAACUAUUACAUAUACAUGUACAGAAUUUAUGAUCAAAACUUAUUUAUACACAAAAUUGAUGAAAUAAGCUUCUAAUCAUGAAAUUUUUGAGUUUGUGAGAUUUUGUGUUAAUACAGAUGAGAAGGCAUAAUUUUUUACCAGUGCUUUAAUUGUAUUUUCGUACUUAUAAAAUCAUUUCCAUGUGUUAUGAGAUACAAUUUUUUAAUAUCGCCGGGUAAGUACAUAUUUUGUAUAUUUUUAAUAUGUUUUAUUAUGUUUAAGUGGUUACGAAGCUUUACCGCAAUGAACUCAAAUAGCAGCAAACCAAUACUCAUUUCAAUACCAGGGUAAAUUAUCAAACUUAAAAAGUGUAAUAAAUCACGCAUCUCACAAACAAGUUUUAAACUAACAUCUUUAUCAGCUUUAAUUCAAAUUCUGUCAACAUAGUCAUGAUGUGUGACAGAAAAGAAAAAUCUUGUAAAAAGAUACCUGUAUGUACGUUGUAUUUCAUUUUAUGUAAUUUGAAAUGUUUGUUUUACAUUUUACACUGACACAGGGAGCAGGAUUCUCUCUACUUUACCAUGCAAUAAUGUGCUGAGGCAUGCCUAGAAAAAAAAACCCCACUUUUACAUUAAAAACAACUGUAAAUCAAGUAUUAAAUAAAUUUUGAAUCAGCAUUA
This is a messenger RNA of Pecten maximus, 6466 nucleotides long. Its product is annotated as excitatory amino acid transporter 2-like. NCBI's taxonomy places the organism in Eukaryota, Metazoa, Mollusca, Bivalvia, Pectinida, Pectinidae. The record is from RefSeq and is a predicted model, not a curated record. Gene Ontology annotation, cellular component: plasma membrane. The transcript is spliced from 11 exons. Gene Ontology annotation, molecular function: neutral L-amino acid transmembrane transporter activity; glutamate:sodium symporter activity; L-glutamate transmembrane transporter activity. Bases 814 to 2562 code for a protein of 582 amino acids. Gene Ontology annotation, biological process: L-glutamate transmembrane transport.